GUUUCAUAAUCACUUUGGAAAAAUUUUUGGUUUGGUAUAUUCAACAAUGGAAAUUCCUACUUUUCGUGCCUACAGAUUUUCAAUCAACUAAAAACAUUAUUAAAACAAGGAGUUGGAUAUGAAAAACAGAAAAAUGGAGUUGAAACUUCUUGCAGAAAACAGGUAUCAGGUGAUUAAAGAAAUAGGAAGCGGGUCUUUUGGAACAGUGUACAUAGGUCGAGAACUGUGCAGCAAGAAAAAGGUAGCAAUUAAGAUUGAACAACCCGAAAAUCAACUCUUGGUAAAUGAAAUAAAAAUCUAUGAAGCUUUGAAGAACAUUGAUGGCUUUCCGAAACUUAACUGCUAUGGAGAUGAUGCCAAACAGAAGUUUUUAAUUAUGGAUAUGUUAGGGCCGUCCUUAGACGAUCUUUUUCGACUUUGUAAGCAUAAGUUUACUAUGAAAACAAUUUUAUUGAUUAUGGAUCAAAUGUUAGAACGUUUGGAAUGUAUUCAUUCUAAAAGAAUUUUACACCGCGAUCUUAAGCCGGCAAAUUUUUUGAUAGGAUUAGAUAACAAAAGUCAUUUGCUUUACUUGAUUGAUUUUGGUUUAGCGAAAUUCUACAAGGAAUCUAACAGAAAGUACCCAUUCAGAAAAAAUUUUGUCGGUAACGUUCGUUAUGCCUCAUUAAAUGCUGUAAGAAAAGUUGAGCAAUCCAGACGUGAUGACUUGGAAGCGGUUGCAUAUAUGAUUUUAUAUUUCUACUAUGGCAAACUUCCAUGGCAAGGUCUGAAAGCAGCGACUGAAAACGAAAAACUUGAAAAAGUAGCUGAGCUUAAGUUAAAAACUCCAAUUCAUCAAUUAUGUAAAGGUCUACCACCGGAAUUUGCUGCAUACUUAACAUAUUGUCGAAAGUUAAGAUAUGAUGAAACUCCUGAUUACAAAUACUUGAGGAGAAUGUUUCAUAAGUUAAUGAAGAACUUGUGUUAUAAAUAUGAUUACAUGUAUGACUGGGUUAUUUUAGAGCAAAAACAGUCCCAGCAUAAAUUUACUUAUGAAGCUAUUAGAAAUGGCAAAGCUCCUAGAAGGGUGGAUAACAAGGAUAUUUUAAAACUCCUAAAUGCUAAAAUUGACGAUAAUUAUAUACCAAAAAAUUUAGUCAAAGAUGAAAAAACUAUAGACAAGAAGAUUGAAAAUAAGACUGAAAAGAAGACUGAAAAGAAGACCGAAAAGAAGACUGAAAAGAAGACUGAAAAGAAGAUUGAAAAGAAAAGAAUUAUAAAAGCUAAUAUCGAAGCCAUAAACGAAGUAAAUAAUUUCAAAUUAUGUUAUUACAUUAAUAAAGCUCUGGACUCAGUGAAGAAUUCGCUUUAA
Molecule: messenger RNA, 1351 nt
Organism: Teleopsis dalmanni
Lineage: Eukaryota; Metazoa; Arthropoda; Insecta; Diptera; Diopsidae
Product: casein kinase I-like
Exons: 4
Coding region: 119-1351 (410 amino acids)
Biological process (GO): signal transduction; peptidyl-serine phosphorylation
Cellular component (GO): cytoplasm; nucleus
Molecular function (GO): protein serine/threonine kinase activity; ATP binding
Source: RefSeq, a predicted model, not a curated record